UGAGUGUGAGUGAGUGUGUGUGAGGGUGAGGGAGAGGGAGCGUGGCCGCAGCCGCCCCGCGUCUGCAGAGCCAGGGCCGCGCAGGGACCCGCGACACACCGCAGCUCCUCCGGCAGCACCUCCGAGCGCCCGCCCCGCCGUCUCCAUCCGCCCUCUUGCAGGAAUGGUUAUUCGGUUGCCUUGGAGAUGAUCUUGCUGCUGUAAAUGUAGGGCAGAAGUUUAAUGGUGUGGGCAGUAUGGACCUAAUGAACGGCCAGUCCAGCAGUGUUAAUAUUGCAGCUACUGCCUCAGAGAAGAGCAGCAGCUCUGAGUCCUUGAGUGACAAGGGUUCAGCUGAGCUGAAGAAGAGCUUUGAUGCAGUGGUAUUUGAUGUUCUAAAGGUUACACCAGAGGAAUAUGCGGGUCAAAUAACAUUAAUGGAUGUGCCUGUAUUUAAAGCAAUUCAGCCAGAGGAGCUGGCAAGCUGUGGCUGGAAUAAAAAAGAGAAAUACAGUUCUGCACCAAAUGCUGUUGCUUUCACCAGAAGAUUCAAUCACGUAAGCUUCUGGGUUGUUAGAGAGAUUCUGCAUGCACAGACUUUAAAAAUACGAGCCGAGGUUUUGAGCCACUACAUCAAAACUGCGAAGAAACUAUAUGAGCUGAAUAACCUCCAUGCUCUCAUGGCAGUGGUGUCGGGCCUCCAGAGUGCUCCGAUCUUCAGGCUGACCAAGACGUGGGCGUUACUGAGUCGGAAGGAUAAAGCCACCUUUGACAAGCUGGAAUAUGUUAUGAGUAAAGAAGAUAAUUACAAAAGGCUUAGAGACUAUAUCAGCAGCUUGAAGAUGACUCCUUGUAUUCCCUACUUAGGUAUUUAUCUGUCAGAUUUGACAUAUAUUGACUCUGCCUACCCCUCAACAGCAAGCAUUCUGGAAAGUGAGCAAAGAACAAAUUUAAUGAACAACAUUCUUCGAAUUAUCUCAGAUUUGCAGCAGUCGUGUGAAUAUGAUAUUCCUAUGUUGCCUCACGUCCAAAAAUAUCUAAACUCAGUUCAGUACAUAGAAGAGCUGCAAAAGUUUGUAGAAGAUGACAAUUACAAACUUUCAUUAAAGAUUGAACCAGGGACCAGCACCCCCCACUCUGCUGCUUCCAGAGAAGAUUUAGUAGGCUCUGAAGUUGGAGCAUCUCCACAAAGUGGACGGAAAAAUGUUGCAGCUGAAGGAGCUUUGCUGCCACCAACACCCCCUUCACCUCGGAACCUGAUACCCCAUGGACAUAGGAAAUGUCACAGUCUGGGAUACAAUUUCAUACACAAAAUGAACACGGCUGAAUUUAAAAGUGCGACAUUCCCCAACGCAGGACCACGGCACCUGCUGGAUGACAGCGUCAUGGAGCCCCAUGUCCCAUCCCGAGGGCAGGCUGAGAGCUCCACCCUUUCCAGUGGAAUUUCAAUAGGUAGCAGUGAUGGUUCUGAACUCAGUGAAGAGACUUCCUGGCCAGCAUUUGAAAGGAACAGGUUGUACCAUUCUCUCGGUCCGGGGACAAGAGUGUCACGAAAUGGCCAUCGAGGCCACAUGAAGGCCAGCAGCUCCCUAGAAUCUGAAGAUUUGGCUGUUCAUUUGUAUCCAGGAGCAGUUACUAUUCAAGGUGUUCUCAGGAGGAAGACUUUGUUGAAAGAAGGCAAAAAACCUACAGUAGCAUCUUGGACGAAGUACUGGGUAGCACUGUGUGGAACCCAACUCUUCUACUAUGCUGCAAAAUCCCUGAAGGCUACAGAGAGAAAACAUUUCAAAUCCACACCGAGUAAGAGCGUCUCAGUGGUGGGCUGGAUGGUGAUGAUGGCAGAUGACCCUGAGCAUCCAGAUCUCUUCUUAUUGACUGAUUCUGAGAAGGGAAAUUCAUAUAAAUUUCAAGCUGGAAACAGAAUGAAUGCCAUGCUCUGGUUUAAACACCUGAGUGCUGCCUGCCAAAGCAACAGACAACAGGUUCCUGCCAACUUGAUGACCUUUGAAUAGCAGGCAAAUUCAAAACAAUAAAAAAGGACAAUUUGUACCACCUUAUAAUUGAGAACAAGGUCCUGAUGAAAAACGUGCCAGCUGUAUCCUGUGCCAGAACAGAACUUAUCAACUCAGUCUCUGAACUCUGGAGCCCUGAACAAAACGACUAAUGGCUGGGGAAGUGGAGUGCCCCAAAUUAAAAAUGGAGUUGCAACAUGAAUUGCCAUGGACCAUGCUUCAUUAUGUUCUCAGAACUGACCUGUGGAAACCACUGCCUUAAAGAGUGAAAGGAAAAACAACAUGAAACACCAAAUAGUGUGUGUGAAACUUCUGGCGGUGCUGUGCUUGAGUUAAAUAGAUUGUAGCUAGUUUUGAGUUUCUUUUAACUUUAUACUAAUUUUGAAAAUAACUCACCUUUUUAGGCAUUCUUAAGUAAACAGGUAAACUGGUAUUUAAGAGUUGUAUCAAAAGCUGUGUAUGAUCCAGGGAAAAGGUACUACAUGUUCUGGAGAUGUUGUUUAGGCUAUACCAGGAGUCCUGGAGGGGAGCUUGUCCCAGGAGCAUGUAGCCUGGAGCAGCAUUAUUUCUCUCAGACCUGUAAGAAAUGUAACACAACUGCAAGUUGAGAGAAGCACUGAGCUUGCAAACCUUGGUCCUGUAUGGGAGCCAGGCUCCAACAGUGGCACAGAGGCUGAGCCAAAAAUCAGUUUGGUACAUUUUGACCUAAUUCCUGGUUAAAAACACGUGUUUUGGGCAGUCGGGGAAGGGUGUGUGUACGAGACAAAACUGAAAGCACUGUUGGGUCAGAACUGAGUGGUUUUGUCCUAUUUGUUUCUAUGCCUGUGACUCUCCUACACAGAAAAGCUGAAUGACAAAACACCAACACCCAGGUACAGCUCACUGAGAUGUUAGACUUUGGGUGUCUGCUAAUUAUCAGUUAGGGACCACUGUUAGUGUGUGGUGUUUCAUAAUAUCACUUCAGAUGGACAUUUUAAAAAGAUAGAGGCACAAUUUCAAGCUUUCAUGUUCUCAUUUGGCAAUAAUUGAUUUUAGUAUCUGUCUUAGUCAAAGUAGUUGACGUUGUGUGGUGUUGAUAACAUGGCCUAAAGCAGACAUUACAUACAGAUGCUCUUUUGAUCUUCAGGCAAUUAACUGAUUUAUUAGGAGGUAGGAUAAUCUAAGGAGAGAAAAGGUGUGGGGCCAUCAAAAUUCCAUCUUUGACAGGAAUCAUUCUUGGUCACUGAAAUUACUCACAGAGAAAAACUUAAUGGUUGUAAAAAGGGAGCUGUUCUUUAUUGUGUGUGUUUGAUGCUUAAGACUUUGAUUCUUGCUUUAUUGGGGUUUCCUUGACAUCACCUAGUUUUCUGGAUGAUUUUCAUUUCCUGGAUGGUCUUUUAAUCUUCAAAAACAUGAUCUUUGUAAAUCAAGGAAACAUUGUCCAAAAUAUGAUAUUGGAACUUUGAAGUCUGUGAAAAACUAGUAACUGUUCCAUUAACAUUGUGGUUUAGUGACCAUAAAUAUGCUUGCAGAUUCCACCAUGAAUUCUCCUUUUUAAACAGAUACAAGCUACCUACCAGUCUGUUUCAGAGUUAUCUGACUAUCAAAUAAAGGUUUCUACUAGUA
Molecule: messenger RNA, 3596 nt
Organism: Cinclus cinclus
Lineage: Eukaryota; Metazoa; Chordata; Aves; Passeriformes; Cinclidae
Gene: RALGPS2
Product: Ral GEF with PH domain and SH3 binding motif 2
Exons: 20
Coding region: 237-1991 (584 amino acids)
Biological process (GO): positive regulation of GTPase activity; Ras protein signal transduction
Cellular component (GO): plasma membrane
Molecular function (GO): guanyl-nucleotide exchange factor activity
Source: RefSeq, a predicted model, not a curated record